Molecule: messenger RNA, 24517 nt
Organism: Porites lobata
Lineage: Eukaryota; Metazoa; Cnidaria; Anthozoa; Scleractinia; Poritidae
Source: the annotation of a GenBank genome assembly
AUAGCAGACACUCGCAAAAAUGACGGCAAUGAUGCAUUUCUUAAUCAUGAUUUUGUCAAGGCCAUCAACUUGUACACAGAAGGAAUUGAAGUAAAAUGCGAGGAUGAAGAUCUGAAUGCCAAAUUGUACAACAACAGGGCUUCAGCCCACUAUCACUUGGGUAAAGUAUCAUUCAUAUCAACUCUACGCAUAGUCGACAUUGUACUCUAUUCCGUAUCCAACAUUCCAUUGUCUAUUCUGCAUCACGACCCUUUUACGUAAGGACACAGUUUUGGAAUCUUAAUACAGCUGUCUCUAUUGCCCUGUUGAUGAUGUUAUCAGGAUGAAGUUUUAUGUGGACGAACUUUUUAAAGCCUAAGCGGGUGACAGUGGGGGAAGGUGGAUGUGGUCUCGAUAGAGAAUCUUUAGUUAACCUUGUCGAAAAGCCGAUAGUUCAUGGUCUGAUCAUGUUGCGUGUUCGUUACUAGCUCUAGUCUGAGUCCCUGAAAACCUUAUUUUCGUUUUAUGUGCCUUAAUAGGUUCAAUUCAUGCAUGCAUCUUCCCGUUCCGCCGAUGUAUACUUCGCUGCAUUCGCAAGGAAUCUCAUAAAAUACUCACAAUUCUUCUAAUCAACUCAAUACUUUCGGAUUCUUCUUUUUAAUUAAAUUAAGGAUAAAAACUCUUGAUAGAAAUGUGAUGCUGAAUUUUGUGCUUGGUGAAUACAUUAUAAAGAUGAUUUUUCAAUAUUAGUGACACAGGCGGCCCGGAAGGAAAAAUUCCGAGUACUCCCAAUACUCUCUGUGUCACUGGUUAUGACAUCAUCUUUCUCAUCUAUUCAAGAGGCUACAAGAGGCCAUCACAUCAUCACAUCUCUAUCAUCAUCACAUCUCUAUCAUUGCGCCCAAGCACAUGUCAACAUUCUAGUCCCAGCAGUAUGCCUGAUAUUUGUCUAGUUCAGUGGUGGCCUUAGCACCCACGAGUCUCCUUUGGUUUAGUGGUAGAGCAUCUGGACUAGCAGCCUGAAGGUCAUUGCCUAAUUUCAUACCGAGCGGGGACCUGGCACUACCGGAUUUGCCCGGACCUUUUAAUAAGUCCAGUUUCAAAGUGGCGGAUAGUCAGAGUAAAAACUCGAAAGGGAACAGGUCUUUUUUGAAGAAAUAUUGAUCAUUAUUCUCUCGGAGAAUCUGCCUAAACUUAGCAAGGAAAGGAUGCAGUAUUUCUGCAAUGCCCUGAAGCUGAACUUAAAGAGCCAACACUCAGCAAGUGCAAGCAAUUGUUCGAUGAAAAGGUCGCUCGAAACCAAGAAGAUUAGAAAUUUCUAUUACGGCAAAGUAUCUUCUACUUAAUUCUACUCGCAUCUGUAAAGAAGGGGGUCAUUGGCAGCAACACAGAUGCGUACCGAUCGUAACUAAAGUAUACUGGAGCAAACUUUAAAAGGGCAGUACCCGAGGGCUUGCCUGGAUUAUUCCCGUCAAGAAAAGAGAAAUGUCCGUGAAAGGUACUACGUGUAGUGAACUUUGUGGCGUUUUGUACAUGUCAAACCUAGUGUUCUUAAAUCACAUGUAGGGCCGGGAGAAUAAGGGACUGGUCUAUACUCAGUGCAUGCUGGCCAAAAGGCAGACGUAGACUGUGAUUACAAGGUGAUCUCCCAAAUCGUGGUUGUAAAAAUGUUUUUAGAUUCCAAAAGUUUUAAAGAGUCAGCUCAACAAGUGACCCCUUGUAAGCCAUUACUAUUUGACAUUUUAUCACUGAAUUUAUACAUGUCUUGAGUUUUGUCUAAAAUACUAAAAUUGCAAUGUAACUGGAAGGUACAGAAUCACACUGGGUGGCCUCACAGGUCCUCACAAAGAAACUAUACACAAUUUAUCCCGCUAAAAAAAAUUCUUGUUUAUUAUUAAACUGCUCAAUGCAUGAGUUCUUGUCACAGGAAAACUAACUAAAAUUGUCCCUAACAAGAACAUAAAGGGAAUACAAAGAUAACCUCUUUCCAUUCUUAAUCAUGAUCAUAUUUUUUAAAGGAAUAACUGAAACGGUAAUUUAAAUUAAAAAAUGCAAUCAACACAUUGGUGAAAUGAAAAGUGAUUUUUCGUGGAAUAUAACUGAUUUGGUUUGCAUAGCCUCUAUUUUCACUUGUUGUUCAUGUUGUUUUAUUGGGAAUGAACGGGUCUCUUAAUUCCUCUAUAUACUCCCUGCCUGCCUGUUAACUUUCUGAUACUCGGGCGGUUUUACAAACGCGAUAUAAACAUAAGGGGACUCAAUCCCUGAAAUCAUAUUCAGUCUGCACUUGAUAAAGCUGCACUUUUUCGUCUGCCUCACCUGUUUCAUCUCUGCUCUUGGUCUGAUCUGCACCGAUUUCAUAAGCAACUGCUCUGUAUAAUUUUCACUUUAUAAUUUGUGAUGGGUUUUGAUUUGCAAAGGACCCUUUCACAUAUCAUCUUUGCAGCCUCUCCGAUCGGGACAGGUUAUAACUGAGCAGAAAGCGCUAUUGCGUGCCAACCCAAUCAGUUCUUCGCGACUGGAUACCUGUAGCUACAAUUAGUACGCCUUUAUUUUAGCGGACGAGAAUUUCCUCUCAAGUAAGACUAAAGUAUACUUGCUUUUAUCUUUGUUCAGUGAGAAUUGUUUCCUUUCUGAUAAUUAGGAUUUCUACUUAGACCGUACGCAGCGACCGCGAGAAAACAUAAUGUAAGCUGCCGACCUAAUACGAUGUUGCCCUUUCGCUCCAGGUCACUAUGGCGUGUUUCGCCUUUUGGUAGUCUUUAUUUUACGCUUUGUAAAAACAACUUCACCCACUCCCUUAUCAUUCCCCAAUAUUCGGUCGGAUCCAACGCCGUAAAAAAACACUCAACUCGACGGUUCUUUGUUGAAAUGUUUCGUCGGUAGCGAUCCUUCCAAGACUUCCAAGUAGCGAAAGUCGCCCCAUAAGAUCUUUCUUUUCUCGAAGUUCUUUAUAGCAGUAAAACAACUGUUCUUUGCUAAAGAAUAGUAACUUUCUAAAGUAGUAAUCUGGCCCUUAAUAUCGUUUCAACUGCAUGUAGUGACCUUUGCCUUACCUUCUAUUUUGGAAGACAUUUUAAAAAGUCCGGAUCCGGGAAAAUCCAGUAGUGCCAUGCCCCCGCGUGGUAUGAAAUGAGGCAAUAGCUGCGACUCCUAUUGGGCUACCUGUGUGACUGAUUGAAAAGUCAUCUUUCUCAAAAAACUCUUUUUCAGAGAAUUACCAUGCUUGUCUGAGUGACUUAAAAGCUGCGACAGCACUACAGCCGUCUUAUCUCAAGGCGAUUAUCAGAGGUGAAAAUGAAUCUCAGUAGUAAACCUGAAUUUUUCCUCUAUUUACUCAUUUUAAAUGCGUCGAAUUUUUUUCACUAGGGGCGAACACCUGUUUCAAGUUGAAGCAGUUUGAAGAAGCCAUCAUCUGGUGUGAUAAAGGACUAACCGUAUCCUUUCUUUAUACCUUUCACAAACCUUUUUCACUUUUGAGAUCUUCGUGUGCGCGUACGAAAAUAAAAAUUGCGGGGGAUUUAUUAAGAAGCAACACACUGGACAAAUUACUCAAACAAAAGGAAAGGAAAAACGUGCGUGGACAGACUAUCUUUUCGUAGAAGAGUAAAUACAAAUCCCUGACCGCACAAAAGUGUUACCUCCUUUACUUUUACUAGGUCAAUGUCUCUUUUUUUAUCGUUUAGUAAAUUAUGGUUGAAUCGAUAAAAUCUAUUUAACUAUUAAGUGACUUGUUGGUGACGCCUCCUGACAUCUGACACAAAGAGUAGCCAUUUACAAGUACAAGUGGAUUACCGAACCAUCUUAAAAUACAUAUCAACUGAUGCUGCUCAAACGUGUCAUUCCUACCACUGCCGUCAACCUAGUUUCAGGUAAAAAGCAGAUUAUUUUCUACACCCUUAACUCUUGUAAGAUUGACAAGGACAACCAGGAUCUGCUGGAGAUAAAGACUUGUUCUGUCAUAGAACGCGGAAAGGUUUUAACACAGGAAGGCGAUAAAGCAGCAAAAGAGGAGGGCGAUUCACGAACAAACCAAACAUCUCUUGAUCGUACUUGUAAGUAAACUCCAAACACAAAGAGUACCUAUAACCAGGGGUCUUUACUUCAAGUGGGUCUACAAUUUGUCAGGCAUCAGAUGUUAUGUUUUCUUCUUUGGCUUUGACUCACUCAGAUACUGGCAGAAAUCAAAACUCUGUUUGUAUUUCUAUUUCAGCAAUAGCGGAAACUCACAAAAAUGCCGGCAAUGAUGCACUUCUUAGUCAUGAUUUUGUCAAGGCUGUCAACUUGUACACAGAGGGAAUUAAAGUGAAAUGCAAGGAUGAGGAUCUGAAUGCCAAAUUGUACAACAACAGGGCUUCAGCCCACUAUCACCUGGGUAAACUAUCAUUCAUAUUAACUUAACGCAUAGUCGACAUUGCACUUUAUUCCGUACCCAGUAUUCUAUUAUCUAUUCUGCAUUCCGGCCCUUUUACGUAAAGACACUUCUGAAUCUCAAUGCAACGGUUUCUAUUGUCCUAGAUUGUCCUAUUGAUGUUAUCAGGAUGAAGUUUUAUGUGCAUGACUUUUUUAAAGUCUAAGGGAGUAACAGCGGUCGGGAAGGGAGCUUAGUGCCGGAUCUCAUUUGCGUGUUCGUAAAUACCUGAAAUCUGAGUUCCUGAAAACAGUAUGUGCCUUAUAUGUCCCCUGAUAGGUUCAAUUGAUGCAUUCAAUCCACUCUCCCGUUUCGCCAAUAUAUAUCUUGCUGCAUUCGCAAGGAAUCUUAUAAAAUACUCAAUCUUGCUUUCGUGGGGCCAUGGGCACUUAACUGUUCUUUUAUCGCAUAAAGUGUGUUGUCGUGUCGGAUUUGAAAACAGCUCGAGCGUACGCAAGGUUUACAUAUAAAGUAGACGCUCCCUCCUCAGUUAAGAUUUAAUUUAAUUCUAGUGCAGAUUAUUCUCUUUGAUGUGGGUAUAAUAAACUCUUUUUUCAGGAAAUUAUCCAGAUUGUCUAAGUGACGUAAAAGCUGCAGCAGCACUACAGCCGUCUUAUCUCAAGGCGAUUAUCAGAGGUAAAAAUGAAUCUGAGUUGAACACCUGAAUAUUUUCUAAAAUAAUGAUUUCAAACGAUUCGACUUUUUUUCACUAGGAGCGAACACCUGUUUAAAGUUGAAGCGAAUUGAAGAAGCCAUCAACUGGUGUGAUAAAGGACUAGCCGUAUCCUUUCUUUAUCUUGUUCACAGACCUUCUGUAAAGCUGCGGGAGAUUUAUUAAAUUGUAAUGCACUAGACAAAUAACUAGUUCCCUAACGUACGUGUAGACAGGCUACCCUUUCUUAGAAGAGUUAUUACAAAAACCUAGACUUGCCUACAAGUCGAGCUCAAAUUUUUUCACGGGUGCUAAGCGCGAGCGGUAGAUUUUUUUUGUUUUCUGCGGCAAAAGCGAGCGAGAGAGCUAGAGCUCGACUUGUUUCCCUUACAAAAAAUCGCAUCAUUUUGGCGCGAACUGUUUGCGUCCCUGUCGCGUGUGUUGUCGCGUGCGUGUGUCGUAGCAAGCUGUCAAAGUAUGUCAAAACAAACAAACAACGGAAAAAGUCCCGAUAAGAGAAAGUAAAUAAAGGAAAGUUCAAUACAAAAAACGGGUAAUGAACAAAAGUGCCGUCUUGUGAUAUUUGUGAGUUCAGUGUCCAGACGCUUCGGGCUCUUUGCAAGGUUUUCAUAGCGGAGCUCUCGCGUGCAAAGCCCGCGUAGCGGAGCACCAUGGGUAAGAAAAUGUGGUAAACUACCCAUCCGAGAAAAUUUGGUAAUCACGUGACCGUACACGUCCGUCCGUCCGUCCGCACCACAUGUUGUUAUCAAUUGACAAAACAGGAUAUCUGCUGACCAGUAUCACCUGACCGUAUCACGGGCUCAGGUGUCGACCCAUCGAGGUCGAGUAUCUUUUUGAAGUUAUCAGCUGACAAGUUACUAGUUUUCAAAUGAUGGCAGGCUCAAGUUUAAUUUUUUUUAAUUCAUAUGAAAUAUGUUGUGUUUUAUAUGUGCCGCACAAUUAAAAUUUUGUUGUCAAACUCACCUCGGAAGCUAAAAUUCAGCCAGUGUUUACAGGCAGGGAAGACAUGCCGGUUGCUUUUGUCUUUUCUCACUAAGGUCACGCGUUGGUCACGUUCUACGUCCAAUUUUUAUGCUCUGAUUGGUCAAAACACAGGACGAAAUAACGCGUUUCCGUAUUUUGUAAACUCGACGGAAACGGAAAGUUGCUUAUAUCCGUCACGUUUCCGCCCUGCGGAAACAUGGUGAUCUAGUUUUCCAUGGACGGGACGCGUUUCCGUCAUGUUUCCGCGUCGGAAACGAACGAUCAUGUUUCCGCCACAUUUCUGUCAUCACAUUUCCGUUCUUUCUUGUUUCCGUUACGUUUCAGGUGACGAAUUUUUUCUUUUUCUUUUUUUUAACCCAUGUCCAAGAUCGCAUUAUCAAUGUUUCGUAAACUUUGCCUUGGCGUACAAUCAAGGUAAAUAAAGGUAAAUUUAGUCUCGAGAUUAAAUGAUUAAAUGAUGCAUUACUCGCGUGCGUUGCAUUGAUGCAAAGACUGUGAAGUGUGCGAGGUUGCCAUUGCUUUCCAUUCUAAGUGAUAAAAAUCGCAGAGCUUACCAACAGCUUUCAAUAUUUGCCAGAUUGAUGUCAAUCAGUACUAGUACUUGCGUAAAACUAAAAUGCUCUUAGACGGAGAAAACAAGAGAGAAAACGAGAGAGAAUGGGGCCUAGAACAGAGCGGAGUGCUGGUCAGCGGACUUUUCCUUUGCUCAUGCUCAUUGCUAUCAUUCUUUUUGGCGUCCAUUUUGAAAGUGAUUGCAACGGCUUCAAAUUUGCCAGCUUCUGUAGUUUCUAGGAGCGUGGAAUCGGUAUAUUUUUGCUUUCUGAUGAUACCACAAGACAUCUAAGGGUUGUUUUGUAUAUUUAACGACCCAUCGGCCUUCAGUAAUCGAUCGCUUCCCUCGUAAAGCGACUCUUUUCCGACACAGUGGAGCAGAAUGUGAGACAAAAACCUCGUGAUGCGCAAGUAUAAUUUGAAAGUUGGAGUGUUUUACCGUGCUAAGGCUAUCCAAGGCGGAGGAUUGUGAUGGAAUACAGAUAGUAAGACGAGGUAAGCUUAACAGUUUUCCAUAUUUCAUUUUUGUGGUCUGUAGCAUUUGAGAUAAUGCUUGGGAGACAUAUUUGUUGACACAAAGCUGUGAUUGACAAGUACAGUAAUUUCCCGAGCAGGAAACUGCAACAUAAUGAACCUGAAUCCUCUUACUAAACAGGGCAAGGCGCUGCACUGUGAGGUCUGUGAAAUGAUUGUAGAAAAAUGGUUAGAGGGUUCCAGUGAUUUUGUUACAAAUAGUAUAUGGUGAGUCCUGGGACUCAUCUUGUGAAUAGUCAAGAGUUCUGGCUUGUCCACAUGCAUAACCAGUGAGUCCCAGUUAAAAAACAGGGAGUGCUUAAUUGAGAAUGCUUGGUAUGGGCCUUUUAACCACACAGUUAAUCUGGAGACAGAUGCCAAAACUCCUUAUGACAGUUUACUAAAAUCAAAAUAUAGUCCUAUAUAUUUAAAGCACAAAAAGCCUGAAAUAAAUAUACGUCUUUAAACAACAGCUACAGAAAUCACACAAACAGGAUAUUCUACCAACAAAUCUUCAAAUCGAUCGAUCAUCCUUUGCCUCCUACGGGAUGCAUGCCAUGAAUUAUUUUGGGUCUUUGGAUAAUUUUUUUGUGUGAGGGACACAAGACGCAGAGGUAACAAAAUCACUGGGGUUCGAAACCAUUCCAAAUAGUGCACCAGUUUAAUUUACUGAGAAGGACGGUAACAAAUAUUGUUGAUCGUUUCAUAUGUCCAGGAAGCCCCUACACAGAGUUUUUUAAACAGCGACAACCAAGUAUGUAUGCUACGGAAAUACAAAAACAUUUAAUCGAAAAUCAGGUUGUUGACCCGCAAAGGUUCGAUAAGUCAUGUAUUGACACGUGAUUUUGGUUACUCGUGCAACGAGUUGACAAUAGUUCCAAAAGAGAGCUUAAUCUAAUAAUGUAAUAAUGCUUGACUGAGAACGCUCAAGGAAAAGUUGAAGAAUAUAUUUUUUUUCAGUAACUGUGAUCCCAGGAAUAGGUACUUCUUUGACGUUAACUCGGUGAUUAAAACAACUGAGAAGAGAAGUUACUGUUGAGCAAACUUGUGAAGCUCAGUCGCACCAAAGUUGACAACUAUGUCUUGAAGUUCGCAAUUUGAUUCCCUCACUUGCUAAGUAAUUGGCUACUUCAUGAUGUAGUACCCAAUUUUCCAACGAACUUUGCAACAUGGUGUGGUAAAUAAUGUGAAAUUGACUGUAACAGAGUGAUCCAGACAAUACUAAAUAUUGUGACACAGCUCCUUGAAGUCUUCAUUUCAGUGGACAGCAAAACCAGCAGUGGAGUUAAACUAGUAAAACCACUUUUAUUUAUCCUGUAUUACUCUGCAGUUCUAUGCAAGCAUCAUAUUGACCAGGGGGAAGGGGUUACUCCUUAAAUAUGUUCUCUUGAAAUCCAAACAAUGUUCCCACAACUUGCAAAGCAACCAGCAGAUUUGUUUACUGAUCAUUCUUUGAAUAACCAAAGAUUGGUGGUUUUGAGAUAAAAACUGAAAAAGGGAAAUUGAAGGUGGGACAAUUUCUCUUUAUUGUAGUUUGGUUAUUCACAAGUGCAUUGAUAUAAUGCCGCUUUUCAGACAACAUAUUACGGCACAAGGACACAUCAUUGGCAAUAUAGACAAAGUGAACAACAGUUUACUACGCAACUGUGACACAGGCACUUUAAAGUCAUUUCAAUUAUAAUUCAAGGAACUGAGCUUUCAGGAAUAGUUUUGCUUUGUUUACUAGGUUUGUUGAAUUUUAACUUUGAAUUUAGCCUGCGUAGCAAGCGUUUCCUCGCGAGGUUCGUCUAGAAAGCUGGGACAAGAGCAAAAAAAAAUUAAUGAUGGCGGAGGGGGAGGGAAACGAAGGAACCGCUUGCCCGCAAACCCCACGAUUUUGAAAAACUGCGUUCGCCAAUGAACGCAGCUUCUGAUUGGCACGGUGCGGGUAGUGUUGAUUACUUAGCAUUCGAAACAUCAAUCAAACCAGGUAUGCUUUGUUUUCGUGCGUCACAGAUCUGGUCUCAUCUGAUUUGUGGUCACAGAUUACAAAUGCUUUGGACUGAUAUUUAUUGGAAUCAUGUUUGUGCGACGGUUUAUGAGAUCAGAGUCUUCAAAGUAUAAUUGGAGAUCGAGCAGUGGAGACUAGGGAAGGCCAAUUUAUUGAGAAUGAUGGCGUGCGGAUCUGACUGGAAAAAAUGGACUGUUUGUUGGAGAUAACAUCAACAUAAAUCGGAACAUCGGUACUCGACAUUAGCUAAAGCCGCCAUGAGCAAGCGAUUUGCCAGCUUUUUGAAAUGAAAAGAUUCUUUUUGUUUAUUGGAAAUUUAGCGGCAUCUAUUGUAUAGAACGUUUCGACACAGGAUGAAGAGCAGCCGCUCUGCAAAACUUAUACCCGGCGGAGUGAAUUGUUCCGGACAAAUCAUUUUUGACGUGUCGACAAGGUUUCAGCCGAGAUAGAGCCACACAAUAAAAAACAAGAAAUUCUGCAGCAAUCGCUCAUAGUUUUAACCUUCUUUUAUCGUAAAUCUUUUUUAUUACAGUUCUUGCAAUCGCCUGGAACGUGUUCUAUUAGAGAACAAAGUAAUUUUACAAAUCUGGUAAUCCAGGGGUAAUCUGUUCGUUAUGUUUCUAUUUCGACGAGCUGUCAAUUUACAAAUGAACCGAACCGUGAAAUAUCAAGGGGCGUUUUCCAGAAUCGUCUGGUUUGCGGGCAAGCGUUUCCUCUUCUCCCCUCCCCCUCCCCCUUCAACCUUUUUUUUGCUUCCGCUCUAACUUUCGCACAAUAACUCGAUUGGAAACGCUUGCAACGCAGGCUACUUUUAAUUUAAGUUGUUGAACUGACUGUAAUAAACAGAGUGAAAUUUUGAGAAGUGAAUUUGUUUAUUCAGAAUUAUAAGCUCAUAUUUAUAAGCUCUAUAGAAUAGUAGACUUAGUUUGACUAAAUUUGACACUUUCUCCAGUGUUUUUUAUCAACAUCAUAACCAUAGUAAUCUCAUAUCCACACUCUUAGCUCAGCGUAUAUUGUUGUCAGUUAAGAUGUUACAUGGUUGCAGUGACUGUCACAUGUUUUUUAGUUUCCCUUGCAACUUCAAUACCAAGAAACAAUAAUAUUACAACAUAUUAGAAAAACAAAGAGGCAUGAUAUUUUUGUCAAUUAUUGACUUAUUUUCUCUGUUGGUUCGCCUCUCACUGCUAAAAUAUUUACUUUACGAAAUACAUGUACAUGUAUAUCAAGCAUAUCACAUUGAAUGUUUGGCUUUCAAACUAGAUCAGACUCUUUCAAAUGAAAGAGUUAAUGAUGCAGCUCAGCCAUUCAACAAAACCCACUCACAAAAAAAGAUUGAAUAGAUCAUUUGAUUUUUGAAGUCAGUCAAACAUUGAGUUGGGUCAUCGAACAAAGUGGAACUCACAUAAGGAACACUCGAAUGGAACAAAAUCAAACGUUUCAGUUCCAAGCAGUUGAUGGCAAGUGUGUUAAUUAUUGAUCUAGUGUGAAAGCAGUCAAGGCGAUGUAUUAGAUCCUGCUUCUUUUAUUAUUUCCAUUUCAGAGUUAAAUUCUAAAAUAAACAUUUUCUGUGAAAAUGUCAAUACAUUUAUUUUGUUUACCAAGGAAAAAGUCUUUAAAUCUGCAAGUUGAAAUCACCUUGGGAAUCAUCUCAGUUAUUACUCUUCACUCCUUAAUUGGCCUCAAUUGUAGCAUAUUCUGAAUCCAGCACUUGUCAGAUUUCCCUGGCUUGUUGAGUUGACUCAGUUUUCACAUUUGAUUUUUUUUCAAUAUAAUUUGGUUUGUUUUGAUUUUGUUCAGGCAUCAAACUCUCCAGAAAGCUGGUUUGACAUUGUUUGAUGGCCAAACUGUUUUGUUCGGGCGAGUUUGAUGGGAAUUUUGUCUUGCAUAAUACAUUGUACACCGGAAGUAUACAUUUACUGCAGUAAAUUAUCUGCUGCCCACCAGGGUUAUCGCUUUACAAGUUGCGAGAACAUCAUUUCCUGCACCCAGACCUUGUAACUUUCCCCUGCCUCCCCUGGUAUUGACCCUGUACGUGUAGAUGAUAAUGUGCAACCUGAGGGAGGUUGUGCCCUUGAAAAGUAGGCUUUUGGUUACUGGUACUGGUAAUCACAGACAGCCUCUGUUUACAUUUACAUGUACAUGUAACCCCUGGUCUAUAGUCUUAACGUUUCAGGUUGCGGGCAACAUAAUGUACUAGCUAUUAAUAUGAAACACAACUGUAUGCAUGUAAAUGUAAUGUGAUGAAUCAGGGUUGUCAGAAAGUUUUGAAGUAGACAGCUGAGUUGUCAAAAUAAGCGGCGAGUAAAUUAUAUGUAUAUUACUCAUUUAGCAUGUUUUAUUCGUAUGAGAAUAUCUACAUUAGUAAGGUUGUCUUACUGCUAAAAGGUUUUCCGUCCCCCGAUAGCCUGAGGAAUAGCUUCUGUGUUUUACUUAUUAGCACUUUGUUUUGUUUUUCAUACAACAGGCUGAUCACCUUGGUAUGUGAUGUUGGUGCAGAACGUUCUCUCAAAGCAAGCAGGCUGGAUCAUGGAACUUAAUUUCAGUCUCAAGUUACUGUGCUUUAUGCUUAGUCAAGUUCUGCAAAUGUUAAUCUUGAAAUACUACUUCCAGGGUUGUCACUAAGAUUUCAAGUUGCCGGGUAAACACAACAAGUAGGCAGGGAAUCAAACGGCUAGGGAUUUCUUUUGGUUCUAUUUUUCUUCUAUUUUCCAAUAAAAGUAGCUGGGGGCCACUCUAUUAGUAGCCGGGGAAAAUCCCCGGCCCCCAGCUCUUAAUGACAACCCUGCUAUUCUAUGCUAAAGACAAAAAAUGUCCAACUGCUACCUCGAGUGGGCAAGAUGAAGCAAACCUUGCAUUCUAAUUGGCUACCCAAGGGGGCAAGGUGAGCCCAUUUUGCCCACUUGGGAUUUCCUGCGUUGGUCCCGCAAGUAAAAUUUCUCUUCUUGGCCAUGUAAUAAUUUUCAUUUAUUGACCAAGCUUGUUCAUUCAAGAUGACUGAAUAUUGACCUCAUUCAUUUUUGCAUUUUUAUUGACCAAGUCCAGGCUGUGCUCUGUGGCCCGUUGCACCUACAUCUGUAACUUUUGUUCUCAGGCGACUAGAAAAUCUUUGCUUUUUCAUAGAAAUCAUUUGCUGGGCACACUGGAUUUCACAAGUUCAGAGUGCUGGGCUGCCUUCAAUUUUUCUUAGAGCACAGCCUUGCAAAGGAAGGCAGGGUCAAUAAAGACGCAAAUAUCCAGCCAUCUUAACCUCACCUUUGUUUGUUGAUGUAUUUUUUUGCAUUUGAAUCUUUGCACUGGUCAAAGAAAAUUGUGUAGUUUAGACCACCAUGUCAGAAGAGUAAGAAUAUUUCCUGACACCAUAAUUAUAAUAUUAUACUGAAGCAAAAUGGUCAUAUGAGUAAGUGGUAUAUGAUCGUACAGGUUAGUAUAGUACUUAGUGGGACUGUUGACAGGAACUGAUGUUUUGACAAUGCCCAUGAAAAUGAUGAUCACCUUGUUGUCAAAACGUUAGCCGCUGUCAACAACAGUCCUACGCAGGACUACAAUGUAUAUUCACCCGACAAAUCAUAUUCCACUUUGUUGAAAUAUUAUAGACAGCCAAACAUAUCACUAGCCAUAAACUGCACAUGAAAGUGUUUAUCACUAUCUGCUAUAAAGGGUAUUAAUUUGUUAACAGAUUUGACAUUUUCUUUACCAAAAAAAAAAAACUACGUAGUCCUACAGAAAAUUUCUAGUGGAUUUCCUAAAGGAAGCCUCUUACUAUUCCUGUUCAUUGCUAGUGUGAAUAGGCACUCACAUUUAAAAUGUAAUUUAACUUAACGAAUGUAAUGAAUAAAUACCAUAAGAAGACCUGAUUGUCAGUUUAGGAAGCAAGAAGAAUAAAGAAAGUACUUGGAAAGAUUGCUGUGGUAUUAUUUUGUGCAAUAAAAAUGUCGAGAGAAUGGGUUUUUGUAACUAUAGAUGGCGGAAAACCACCCCAAGAUGGUGAAAAGCGCUUUUUUCACGAAGGAAAUAACUUGAAAACACCAGUUUCCGACUCGUAAACUCGUGUUUCCGCAAUAGUUACAUCCGAUUACGUUGACGGAAACAUGAAAUUGACUUGUUUCCGUAACGUAUUCGCGUGUUUCCGCAAGGAUGCCACGCAUUUACGCUUGCGGAAACACGUGUUUGCUUUUACGGAAAUUUGACGGAAAGGUAGAAAAAAGUGGUACGAUUCCGCCGAAACCGCAGCGACGGAAACACUGGUAAACGUAAUGUAUCCGCUAACGGAAACAUGUGAUUACCGCCAUGUUUCCGCAACGGUUUUACGUGUUUACGUUAAGUUUCCAUUUAUUGGUCAAAAUUUGACAGGUGAGUUCAUGCGGAAAAUGUAUGCAGCAUCUUGAAACUUGUUUACCUAGAACAGCUGAAGCUGACAGAGUUUUGUGUCGACUUGUUAUGUUUUCUGAACUGUCUUUUUCCACUAAAUGUACAAAAUGAAAUUCAGCUGCUAUCAAGAGUCUUCUGUUAUUCAUGGCUAGUUUGUUUAUUGGGGUUUUGGUUGAGAACUACGUCACUUGUGAAAGUCGGAAAUCUGAUUUCGGAAUGGCAUCGUUUUCGUUUUUCACCUUGCUUGACGCGUAAGAGGGUUGAGAAGUCUGAAGCGAUUCUGGCCUUACUUGAUACUAGUUUUCAGUGCAUCUCGAGUGGUAAUCACGUUUGAUUGGUUGCGUUGCGAGGCAAAUUGUCAGAUGUUGUUAGGUUGGGGAUGAUAGCGUUCUGUCGGAGAAAAGGCGCGUUACAGAAUGUAAACAAGCUUAAACAUGUUGACCGUAAGCAAGAGCGGUCGCUGUUAUGUCCCAGGAAAACCUUUAUCCUCUGACCUAAGACAUAUCAUCGAUAAAAUCAUUGACGGAGGAGGUAACCUCCUAACAAUGAUAUUUCCCGGUCGAUUUGUAAAUUUAGUGAGCGUCGAACAUGCGUGCGUGUUAGCUCGUGAUCCUCUGCUCCCGUCUCAGCCAUGUAUUCUACUCUGUGAAUACCAGUAUCUACGGCUGGCGAAGCGAAUCAAAGACUCUUAUUCUGAUGCUCUUAGCUCCUUUGUCUAACAAACCGUUCGUCUGCAAGCUGAAAUACUUUCUCGACAAAUCUACCGCGUCGACAGUUUCAUCUUCCUUUACUGUAAGUCGCAAUAAAUUCAUCCUUCAGAGAUGGCGCACCUCGUUCACAAUGCGGUCUACGAAACUUGCUGUAUUCCAGGCUCAUAAGCUCUUCUUCGACAAUAUAUACUGGAGUUAUUCUUUUUGUAGAAUAGUAGGAGUAUUCUAUCUUGAUUUCAAUCGCCAUGACACACAGAUCGAUAAGACAACGCGCCGUUUCCCAGACAGAACUAUAUCAUCCCUGCCUAGCAACGCAACGAAAUCAGUCCACCGUGAUAACGAAUGCGAUAACUGACGUCAUUAAACGCUCAACCUGAAUCCGCAGUAGUUUAUGCACGUUUGUAAGAUUUGAGACAAUGAUCUGACCGAGUAUCAGGUUUCAUCAUAAGCUUAUAGAACUUUAAAAAGCCUUUAGACAUUUUCUCACCGCAAAUAGAAAGAAAACGUUGGAAUAUUUAGUUAUAAUUGUGGCUGUAAAAGAAAGAUUUGAGCGAUUUUCACUUAGACUUGUCUUCCGGAAUGAAAAUUGUUGUCUUGGUACAUGUAUAUGUUUCACCGAAUUAUUUUCCUUUUAUUGUUUGUUAGUAGUCUCUUUUACAAUUUUAAUCGUUGUGCCGUUUGUUUUCAGCCGCCCAUGAACAUUGCUUGCAGGAGUAGUCAAAAUGCCGCGCGUAUCUGACCUGAGAUCAGGCCCAAUUUUAGCGGUUCUCAUACAUUCUCUACCUUCUACGCCAACAGAAAUAACCUUCGAGAUCUCCCUUAAUCUCGCAAGAAGUUAAAUGUGAUUGUGCUGACUGUUUUAUUUUUAACUGAAAAUAUUAACAGAAAAAAGCUAUUUUUUAAAACAGCCAGUGCGCAUUUUUCCCACGCAUGAAAAAUUUGCAUACUAGAAAAACAAGCAACGGAAGUAAUUUUGGUUGGGUCAUUCGGCAAAUGUCAAUCAAUAAAAAAAGUGUGCUGCAGACGUUUCGUAGAAAGUUUGUAUCAGGCUCUCUUUUCGUUUCGCCUUUCCCGCCGGAAUGUAAUUUUCAAAGCGAAACGAAAAUAGAGCCUGAUCUCAGGUUACGCGUAACAAGAAACGCUUUUGAAGAUUACACAUCGUUAUAAAAACAUUAAAUAAAAAAUAAAUAAAUUCUUUAUUAUGUUGAAGCGUAUAACUCUAUUAAUCUAAAUUUAAACAGUCGACUUUGGCGCUUGUCAAAAGUGAGAACCGGCUACCCGUAAAGGUGAUUUUGGAAAUUUUUUUAACGGUUUCGCUAAAAGCCCACGCGUGCUUCGAUCGUCCUGAAUAUUGAAUGAGUGCAAUUUGUAUUGCAAAAUUGUGAAAUACGCAUUCUGUCCAAGGUCUGUAUGAUAAAAACAGCGCUUCCUGGUACUGUUUCACCUCAGAUGUGAUGUAUAAAAAGUAUAAAAGGUUUGUUUACACGUCCCCAGACUUUUUCGCAAGAUUUUGUUAAGUAAACUUAUCGAACGCAAAAAAUUCAGCCUGAUUUGUUUUCCAAGAAUUUGUUUUCCAGGCCUAACCUACAGUGAUCAAGAGCCAUUAUGGCUAUGCUAUUUUUUGUGUGUACAUAUAAGGCUAUCAACUCGAUGUAAGAUUAAGCUCACUCUUAGCUUGGACUGUUUGCUAAUUAUUUUUCUCUAAAAUCACUUAGCCUUUCCCUCAAAAGUCACAUCAAUGUGCUCUAAAGUUAACUGAUUUGUGGAAAGUGUGGUCUAUUGCUUAAUUAAAUUAUAAAUUCGAGUUAAUAGGAGCUUUGCUUUUAGCCUUAGCUAAAUCUAUAUAUUACCUAACUUUAGUUAGUGCUUUCGCUCCACAUUGCGGUCACACGACACAGGUAACAACGGUUAGUUUUAAUUAGCCUAUGUAAAUUUUUUGUUUGUUGUUUUUGGUUCGCUUCACGCUGGGUUUUUAUUUUGCAUAUUUAUAUAUGCUCAUCUCGCACGUGCGAAAAGAAGUGUCACAUUCUGAUUGGUUGGUUGUUUGUAAACUUAAGACUAACCCACGAACCCUGCUUGGGUAUAACUAUAGUUAGUCUGUAUUGUUUUGAGUCACCGAGGCGUAAAUUUCUAACUAUAGUUAGAGCGAACAGAGAAGCGGUCACAUUACCAAAAUAGCUAACUAUAGUUACCCCCAUCUUAACUAUAGUUAGUAGCCCAGAUGUGACCGCAGCCAAUGAAAGUUCAAACUGUGAGGUUUUGACAAGGUUUUUGAGAAACGUUUUGUGGCGUCCUCAAGGGAGUUUGCUUUGUAUUUUUUGGUUUCUUUGUUCAGUUGUUUUGACCAUUUUAUCGGCGUGUUUUGUUAUUUAGUAGGUCGGUCCAUACUUUCAUGGUGUUCAUGGACAGCGACGAAGAGCUUUUUCUGACACAAAAUUGUUUUCCCAAGAAGUAUUGGAACAUAAUUAUUUUAGCAUAGGUUCUAUUAUCGGUCAGGUAGGAAAUGAUCUCGAGUCUGAUCCACAAAAUUCUCUCCAGGAAGAUUACAAGGCAAUAGUAUCCGAGGGAAACAUCAAGGAAGGACAGACGUCAGAUCCACGGAAAACUUCAGCAGACCGUAGAAUGAUUGCUAUCGUUGACGAUGAAGAAUUUGAUCGAAAUUUGAAGAGAGGGAGACACCCCAAAUACCGCAAAAUACGCAAUUAAACACAUUGUGGGCAGUCCUUGUGUACUCUGCCGAGAAGGGCGUAAAGAGAAGGAUGUAAAAAAUUCAACGCUUAAUAAGAGAGCUUUUAUCUGUAUUUCAACGUGGGCAUUGCGUGGAAAAUAUUUUUUUGGCCUGCAAUUGUGCCGGUCAUGACUCGUAUAAUUAGAAAAACGAAGAGCUCUAAUUUCAAAUGAAGAGAAUAAGUGAACUGUUCAAUUCUUCAGGCGAAACCUGCUGCAUAAAACUCUUGCAUAAAACAUUUGAUUGGAAAUGUAAACGGAUUACGAGAUCAAAAUUCUGUGAAAGCCAAAAACCACAGGAGAUCGAUCUACACGAAACAGACCAGCUUCACGACUAAGACGAAAGGACAUGUGUUAGAAUCCUCCAAAGUAUUAUAUACUCGUUAUGAAAAAGAGUACUAACAACCGACUCUUCAGCUAGAUAUUCUAGUUAGAGCCGUGCUAUAAAGACCCAUAAAGGCUGAGAAUAACCGCGUACGUGCUUUGCAAGAGUCUUGUUGGUCCGUCAACACUUUUUCAACUGUCAGAGAAAAAAACAAUAAUAAUUAAUUUAUGCAAAUGUUUACCGGUACACGAUUAACGUGGGCGAUCCACAGACGUCUCUCUCCCCAAUUUUUUUAUUUGAGCGGAGGGGGGCGUUUGUAUACAGGUUAAGAACAUGAACAAAAGAUUCCAUCCAAGGGAGAGGUCAUACUUUUGUGUUCAUUUUGCUUCGUUACACUCAUUCUCAGUAUUAUUUACACCUUUAUAAAUUAAAAAGAUUGACAAGGAAAACACCACUUUGUUGAAACUGAGGAAACAGCUGGCUGCAGACAAAGCGAAGUGUAUUUCAGGAAAUGGCGACUCAGACGACAAGGUAUUUUGUUUAGUUGUUGCUAUAUAUAAGAAGCAUUUUGCCUUGAUACGGCGAUCGAAAUACAGUGGAACCUAUAUUCAGGGGACAUCUUCGGGACCAAGGCAAGUGUCCCCUGAAUGGAGGUUGGGCUGGGGUUUGAUAAUAAUUAACCAAAAAAAAUAAAAUACUGCUCGGAAUCUGCUACAUUCAUUAUUUCAAGGAGCUUAAUAAUGUUUAAAAAAUAUGAUUAACUCAUCUGUGCGACGUUUGGUGUUGAAUUCCCACAAGUACAGUACAUCGAUUUAAUGUAGAUAGUUCAAGUUUGGAAAGCUGGCACCAUUGUAACUAGUGUAUGCUUAAACUUAGCAACGAUUUUAGUGGUCGGUCACUUUAUGAGUGCUAAGGUGUCCCCUGAACGAAGGUUAAACCUGGGUUUCAGGACCCAGAAAAAGUGUCCCUUUGCCCUGAAUAGAGGUGUCCCUUCAAUACAGGUAACAAAUACAAGGAUUAUGUGAACAUUUUUCCGGGACCAAAUUUUGUGUCCCCUCAAUGGCUGUGUCCCUUGAAUUGAGGUGUCCCAAAGGAGGGGUUCCAAUGUAGUCUGUCAUAUUACAGAACAUGUUGCCUCCCAAUUCGUGGUUUAUGGCGGUAGUUAUUUUCUGAGAAUAUCUUUUUGUCUACGACAACGGUCACCUUGCGGGAAGAGGCAAGUGGCUGUUAUGAGGAGGCAGGGAUUAUAUGCCACUAUUUUUUCCGGGGGAGGGUAAACAUUGGCAAAAUAAAAACAAACAUAACGUAAUGUGGCUUUUUCAUGCGUAACACCCUAGAAAUAUGUCAAUAAAACUGAAACCAAAUGUUGAGAAUAGAAAACAAUAUCAAAAUAAUGUCAGUAAGGUAGAGUGAGUUAGUCAGUUUAAACUUGUGGUGAUUGUACUGUUUUUAACAAUUAGUUUUUUCCUUUCUACAAAUUAUGUCUGACAGUUUUGAAAUUUAUGCAUUUUGUAAUCUUUUUUUUUUUACAUUAUCUUCGCUUCGUACUUGAAAGUUAAUUGUGUUUUUUUGUAAUCAUGGGUUUGUUAAUAAAAUGGAACCUGUGUUAAUUGGACGCCCACAGUGACCUCUCUAGAUGUCGAGUUUUUCUUAAUAACACAUGUUCGUUCUACAGAAAAUUUGGAAGGAAAAUUUUGGGACUUGCUGUCACUUGAGAUCUCUUAGUACAGGGUCAUCGUGCUGUAUCCAUUAUUUGCGCUUUUAAAAACUGUCCUUGGCCUUUGCUAUGCUUUUUAAUAUGCUCCUUUCUCUGGUUCCAUAUAUUAGUUGCUUGCGUAAUGACUGUCUUAACGAUACUACAUGCCGCACUGUGUGGCACGACGACAUUCUUUGGCAAGAACUCCCAGAAUCCUUUAAGACUUAGUUUUUUUAUCCUUUCCUGUGCAAAUUAAAGUUUUUGUUAUUGAAACCUAACUGAGAUUAUUUGAUUUAAACAAGAAAGGAAACACGAAAUGAAGUCUGGUGGUUGUAGCCAAAAGACAUCCAGGCGCGUAGCUGGGGUUUGAUAAGGGGUGUUCGUACUGAUACGAAUAUUUAUUAACAGCGGGAAAUACUGCUAGCGCCAAAGGCGCGAGCCUCUGAGGGUUUCUUGGGGCUAAUUGCUCCCUCAGAAAAUGUUGAAAUCUAGAAACUUGGAAAUGCUAUUUUCAGUAGUCUCCAAGUGAAUAUUUCAAACUCGAUCAAGUCUAAAAUAACAGGUUUUUUUUAGUCAUAACAACAAUAUUUCCGUUUGACUUGGAACAUUCAUACAUAGUGAACAUACCGGCUAAGUACGUACACGAAACGUUUUACAAAACUCGACGAAUUUCAUUUGUACUCAAACUCCUAACACUUUUUAUUUGUGCUCAUAAGGCUUUCCCGAUACUGUUAACGUUUUCGUACAGGGUAAUUUCAACUGAGCUAAAACACUCAAAGUUUGCUUUCCAUUCCUCCUCUGUUUGCUAAAAGCUGAAAAUUAACAGCUUGUGUUUUUAGUCCUCCAUCAUUGACCUGCAAAGGGGGUUCGAUUCGAACCCGUCGAGCCCCCCCCCUCCUUCUACACGCCUGACAUCUCCGUGGAAAUUUGAAAUUUGAUAAUAGCUUACCAACAGGAAAAAAGUGAAGUUAUGCCAUGGGCUCUUGGUUAUUCUAAGAUUUGCAAGUACGUUUUCAAAGAAACGGGUACAAAGUGGACUGUAUUUACCUCAUAUGUGAUUUUACUUCUCCUUGAUAAAGCUUUAAGGAGGGUCUCAAUGGGAUGGUGCCAUUUACGGUUAUCGGCUAAAAUUGUGGCUCUUUUACGGCUAUCGGUUAAUUUUUUCAGUUACGGUUAACUACAAAGUUAAAAAUUAAUUUCUUUGUUUCAAAGAGUUAAAUAUUAGUAAACCUGUAUUUUUUGUAUCUUUAAAGCAAAAUAAAUGUCUUAGGAUUAUCUCGGAAUGAAAUAAGUUAUUCUUCUGAAAAUUUUUAAUAUUUCAUAAAUCAUGCUUUUAGAGUAUUCCACUUCUAAUAUCAUUUUAAGCAUAGAAAUGUUAACUAUGAAAACGUUUGUCAUCUUUUGCAUCUUGGCGUGAUUUCCUUUUCUUCAGGGGCUACUGAUUCGUUCUUCGCGUCGCUUGGUAUUUGCUACCCUCUUCUCUUUUUACUACCACUAUAGGGUCCUUACCCCACUGAAGAACAGAUUGUACAACAUGAACUAAACUGCGGCAAAGAUCUUCAAAGCCGCGUACUUCUCAGCUUGGCUCUGACACUUGUAAAUGUGAGAGUCACAGAAAUGUCCGAGUCUCAAUCUGUAUGCUUGUUUGAAAAGACAUUUCUUUGCUAUUUUGAGGAGAUUUGCGAACGCGAUGCUCGAGAACCCUCUUCACGCUAGCGGUCAAUAAAACUUGCGCCAUUUACAUUUCUUAUGCGCGCCUGACGAUCUUUGAAAAUAAAAUAACAGGUUUAACAACAGGCUACAAAAAAUAAUAGAAGUUGAGCAACCUUACAAGGAAUUAACCGCCGUAAGACUAAUAACUUUUUGAAGAAAAUUUAGCUAGAGAAUAGCAUUAAUAGAAAUUUCGAGUCUGAAGUCUUAUUCAAUGCAGCUUGGAAGGAAUAAAGACUGGAAGCUUGUAUAAACCCGACCGCAUAGCGUUUCAGUCGAAAACUGAAAGCGAUUAAAAAAAAACGAGUUUUCUUCUGUUUUUAGUCUUUCAGGAAAGAUGAGGAGAAACAAGGACUAAACGACAAAACCUCCAGUUAUAGCCUCGGAGUUGCAGCUUAUGAACGCUGUGAUUUCACAAGUGCCCGAAAUUACUUCGAGUUAGAAUUGAAUGAAGCCAAACGGGCGGGAGACACGUAUAGAGAAGGUGCAGCAUAUAGCGGCCUUGGCAAUGCGUAUUACUAUCUCGGUGAUUAUAGAAAAGCAAUCGAAUUUCAUCAGCAGUCUCUUAGUAUCGCAAAAGAGAUUGGAAACAAAGGUGCAGAAGGUGCAGCAUAUAGCGACCUUGGCAUUGCGUAUGAUUGUCUCCGUGAUUAUAAAAAAGCAAUCGAAUUUAAUCAGCAGUCUCUUAGUAUCGCAAAAGAGAUUGGAGACAAAGGUACAGAAGGUACAGCAUAUAACAACCUUGGCAAUGCGUAUUACUAUCUCGAUGAUUAUAGAAAAGCAAUCGAAUUUCAUCAGCAGUCUCUUAGUAUCGCAAAAGAGAUUGGAAACAAAGGUGCAGAAGGUGCAGCAUAUAGCGACCUUGGCAUUGCGUAUGAUUGUCUCCGUGAUUAUAAAAAAGCAAUCGAAUUUCAUCAGCAGUCUCUUAGUAUUGCAAAAGAGAUUGGAAACAAAGGUACAGAAGGUAUGGCAUAUAACAACCUUGGCACUGCGUAUGGCUGUCUUGGUGAUCAUAAAAGAGCAAUCGAAUUUAAUCAGCAGUCUCUUAGUAUCGCAAAAGAGAUUGGAAACAAAGGUACAGAAGGUAUGGCAUAUAACAACCUUGGCACUGCGUAUGGCUGUCUUGGUGAUCAUAAGAAAGCAAUCGAAUUUAAUCAGCAGUCUCUUAGUAUCGCAAAAGAGAUUGGAGACAAAGGUUCAGAAGGUAAAGCAUAUAACAACCUUGGCAAUGCGUAUCACUCUCUCAGUGAUUAUAAAAAAGCAAUCGAAUUUCAUCAGCAGUCUCUUAGUAUCGCAAAAGAGAUUGGAGACAAAGGUUCAGAAGGUAAAGCAUAUAACAACCUUGGCAAUGCGUAUGGCUGUCUUGGUGAUCAUAAGAAAGCAAUCGAAUUUAAUCAGCAGUCUCUUAGUAUCGCAAAAGAGAUAGGAGACAAAGGUUCAGAAGGUAAAGCAUAUAACAACCUUGGCUGUGCGUAUUACUCUCUCAGUGAUUAUAAAAAAGCAAUCGAAUUUCAUCAGCAGUCUCUUAGUAUCGCAAAAGAGAUAGGAGACAAAAGUUCAGAAGGUAAAGCAUAUAGCGGCGUUGGCAGUGCGUAUCACUUUCUCGGUGAUUAUAAAGAUGCAAUGGAAUUUUGUCAGAAGUCUCUUAGUAUUGCAAAAGAAAUUGAAGAGAAAGGUUCAGAAGGUACAGCAUAUGGCAACCUUGGCUGUGCGUAUAAAUCUCUCGGUGAUUAUAGAAAGGCAAUCGAAUUUUAUCAGCAGUCUCUUUGUAUCGCAAAAGAGAUUGGAGACAAAGUCACAGAAGGUGCAGCAUAUGCCAACCUUGGCAGUGCGUAUCGCUAUCUCGAUGAUUAUAAAAAGGCAAUCGAAUUUCAUCAGCAGUCUCUUAGUAUCGCAAAAGAGAUUGGAGACAAAGUCACAGAAGGUGCAGCAUAUACCAACCUUGGCCUUGCGUAUCGCUCUCUCGGUGAUUAUAAAAAGGCAAUAGAAUUUCAUCAGAAGUCUCUUAGUAUCGCAAAAGAGAUUGGAGACAAAGGUUCACAAGGUACAGCAUAUGGCGACCUUGGCAGUGCGUAUGACUGUCUCGGUGAUUAUGAAAAGGCAAUCGAAUUUUAUCAGCAGUCUCUUAGUAUCACAAAAGAGAUUGGACAAAAAGGUUCACAAGGUGCAACAUAUGCCAACCUUGGCUGUGCGUAUGACUGUCUCGGUGAUCAUAAAAAGGCAAUCGAAUUUUAUCAGCAGUCUCUUAGUAUCACAAAAGAGACUGGACAAAAAGGUUCACAAGGUGCAACAUAUGCCAACCUUGGCCUUGCGUAUCACCAUCUCGGUGAUUAUAAAAGAGCAAUCGAAUUUCAUCAGCAGUCUCUUAGUAUCGCAAAAGAGAUAAGACAAAAAAGUUUAGAACAAACGGCACACGACAAUCUUGGUCUUAGUUUUGAAAAGCUUCAUGAUUUCCGUCAGGCUGAAGAGUGUUAUGAAUCCAGUAUAAAAGUGUUUGAGGAGAUAAGGUUCCUUCUUCAAGAGAAAGACGAAUGGAAAAUCAGCUUUCGGGAUCAAUUAAAGGCGUACAGUAAUUUGUGGAUUGUUCAGUUACGACAAAGCAAGACCAAAGAGGCCCUUUUAACAGCCGAGCGGGGACGAGCGCAAGCUCUCGCUGACCUCAUGGAAUCACAAUAUGGCGCAAAAUCGACUCCAUCAUCAUCAAAAGAGAGGAUUGAAAGAAUAACUAACAUUUCAAGCUUUAUUUCAUCGCCAACGACAUUUCUUGUAGAAGCUUUCAAAUCAGUGUUUUUCUGGGUGCUUCAUAAGGGACAAGAGUGGCAAUUCACGGCAAAGGAAAUCAAUGAUACCUUGGAAUGCAUGACUAACAAAAUGUACAGACAGAUUGUUCCUAAGCAGAUUGGUGUUCUUGAGCUUGCCAGAUGCGAAGAUCGCUCGCUGGAUGAUCCAGACGAUGAAACAGUAGAAGAUUUAUCCGACAGGGGUGCAAACGACAAAGAGUUUACAUGGUCACAAGAUGGGGUUGGUGCUCUAAGAGAGUUGUAUGAUGUUGUGAUCGCUCCGAUUUCACACUUGAUAAAAGAUGAGGAACUUAUCAUUGUUCCUGAUGGUUCAUCAUUCUUGAUUCCUUAUGCUGCCCUUUUGGAUCAAAAUUCCAGGUAUUUGUCUGAAACGCUGAGAAUUCGAUUGGCUCCGUCACUAACAAGCUUGAGCCUGCUGUCAGAGUGUCCAGAGGGACGCCAUUGUAAAUCUGGUGCCCUGCUAGUUGGUGACCCGUGGAUUGAAACUGUACGCAUCAAAGGAAAGAGAAUUGAGCAGCUCCCGGGCGCUAAAGAGGAGGUAAAAAAGAUUGGUGAGAUAUUAAACGUUGAGCCUCUCAUUGGAAAAAACGCUACAAAAGAACAAGUGUUAAGCAGGCUAAACUCAGUUUCUUUAGUUCACAUUGCAGCUCAUGGUUCUGCAGAAAGGGGUGAAAUUCUGUUGUCACCUAAUCAUGGCAGCUCCAAUCCUCCCGAAGAGAAAGACUGUCUUUUAACAAUGACAGAUGUGUUGAAUGCAAAAUUGGACGCCAAGCUUGUUGUCUUGAGCUGCUGUCACAGUGGACGAGGGAAGAUCAAGGCUGAGGGCGUGGUUGGUAUUGCACGUGCCUUUUUAGGAGCUGGUGCGCGUUCUGUUAUUGCGUCACUUUGGGCGAUUGAAGACGAAGCCACUCUGACGUUUAUGAGACACUUUUACGAACAUUUGGUCAAGGGGCACAGUGCAAGUAAAUCGCUUCAUGAGGCCAUGAAAAUGAUGCGGGAGUCAAACGACUUCAAUGCCGCGAAGUACUGGGCACCAUUUAUGCUGAUUGGCGAUGACGUCACUUUAAAUUUCGACCAAUGA